Rhinolophus ferrumequinum (greater horseshoe bat) is the source of this 2417-nucleotide messenger RNA. It is a transcript of the gene NIT1, whose product is annotated as nitrilase 1. The record is from RefSeq and is a predicted model, not a curated record. The coding region runs from base 151 to 1173 and encodes 340 amino acids. NCBI's taxonomy places the organism in Eukaryota, Metazoa, Chordata, Mammalia, Chiroptera, Rhinolophidae. The transcript is spliced from 7 exons. Gene Ontology annotation, molecular function: hydrolase activity, acting on carbon-nitrogen (but not peptide) bonds, in linear amides.
CCGCCCGCUCGCCCCUGCGCCGCCGCCUCCAGGCCGCUCUCGGGUUAGGACCCUGCGAGUGGUUCUGGCCGUGUCUUCCUGGAGGGCCUCCUCCGCGUCCCGCCGGCCGCGGUGAAUGCCGCCCGCGGUGCUCUGACCUGUGCAGCCGAAAUGCCCGCGCUGCGAGGGCAGGGCUUCAUCGUAAGGCCUCAUCAGCUCCUGUCCCUUCUGUGCCCUGGACUCCGGAUACCUCGACUCUCAGUACUCUGUGCUCAGCCCAGGGCCAGAGCCAUGGCUCACUCCCCAUCCUCCUCCUCCUCCUCCUCCUCCUCCUCCUCCGGGGCACUACCCCUGGUGGCUGUGUGCCAGGUAACGUCCACACCAGACAAGCAGCACAACUUUAAAGCGUGUGCUGAGCUCGUUCGAGAGGCCGCCCGACUGGGCGCUUGCCUGGCUUUCCUGCCUGAGGCAUUUGACUUCAUUGCACGCGACCCUGCAGAGACUCUGUACCUGUCUGAGCCACUGGGUGGGAGCCUUUUGGGAGAAUAUACGCAGCUGGCCAGGGAAUGUGGACUCUGGCUGUCCUUGGGUGGCUUUCACGAGCGUGGCCAAGACUGGGAGCAGACUCAGAAAAUCUACAACUGUCAUGUGCUUCUGGACAGCGAGGGGUCGGUAGUGGCCACUUACAGGAAGACGCAUCUGUGUGACGUAGAGAUUCCGGGGCAGGGGCCUAUGCAUGAAAGCAGCUCUACCAUGCCUGGGCCCAGUCUCAAGUCCCCCGUCAGCACACCAGCAGGCAAGAUUGGUCUUGCUAUCUGCUAUGACAUGCGGUUCCCUGAACUGUCUCUGGCAUUGGCUCAGGCUGGAGCAGAAAUACUUACCUACCCCUCGGCUUUUGGAUCCGUAACAGGCCCAGCCCACUGGGAGGUGUUACUGCGGGCCCGUGCCAUUGAAGCUCAGUGCUACGUAGUGGCAGCAGCACAGUGUGGACGCCACCAUGAGAAGAGAGCAAGUUACGGGCACAGCAUGGUGGUGGACCCCUGGGGAACCGUGGUGGCCCGCUGCUCUGAGGGACCAGGCCUCUGCCUGGCCCGAAUCGACCUCCGUUAUCUACGCGAGUUGCGCCAACACCUGCCUGUGUUCCAGCACCGCAGGCCUGAUCUCUACGGCAGUCUGGGUGGCCCACUGUCUUGAGACUUCUCACUUUGGGGCGCUGAGACCCCCAUUGUGAGCCGGGGUUGCUGUAACUUAUGGGCAGGACCCAGGCGCAGCUCCCCUCACUUGGAGGCUCAGCUUCUUGGCAAAGAAGAAACUCACCUGAGCUCAGAUUUCAGUUUCAGAAAGGUGGAAUUUUAUAUAGUCACUGUUUAUUUCAAGAGAACUGAAAUUAUGCUGAGGGCUGAGCAGCACUGGCAUUGAAAAAAAAUAUAAUAAUCAUAAAGUCUGUGUGUGGACAUCUCCUUCGGGAGCUGAAAUGGGAGGUGGUGCUGGACCAGCAGACUAGGAGCCAUCCAGGCCUCCUGGCUCACGCCACAGGCCUCCCUACCUACAUAAAAGUGCGACACUCAGUGCAUGGCCUGGCCCCAUGCUCCCAAGCCCAGGAGUGGGAGUGGGGGCGGGGGUGGACAAAAAAGGGAGCUGAUACUAAAUUCCUUCACUUUCACCUACUGUGCCCUGUGCCCAAGCCAGAAGGAUGCAAAGGGGAAAAGGGCUGCAGGGUCCAUCAUUUAUUUUCACUUGAACAUGGAAGGAAGGCUCACACUCCCCCUUCCCCUUUUCAGGGGGAGUCUAUUUUCAUCAGCAGCCUCGCCCCGCCCACCCGUGCAUGUGUGCACAGACACACCGCAGUCAGUGGGGAGGGGCGACCAGACUGACCUAUUCCUCUUACCUACUCUCCCCUGAGGGUUUAACAAAGGGGACAAAGGAGGAGCCACACCAGGCAGAGGUCUCGGCCAUGGUGUGGAGGGAAUGAGGCAGAGGAGCAGCACCAGAGGCCAGGAGACAGUGGGAAGGGCCACAGCUUGUUUUUAAAAAAUUCUGUAAUUUGGGAGAGGGUGGUGAUUAAUUUCCAAAACCCACUUCCGAGUCCCACCUUCCACACAGCUCCCUUACUCACAGCCCUUUGGUUUUUCAGACAGGAUUUAAGAGCCCUCAUGAAGCCAGUAGCACUGCUGACCCCCACGCACGCACGCAGACGCAGUGUUCACUUCAGUCCCUUAACGGAGACUGCGCUACAGCCUUUGCUUGUCCCUGCACAUCUGUCUUCUGGCUCAGUGGCAAGGUGGCUGUAGACACAUGGGGUAAGUGGGAAGGGGGACAAACAGGAAGCCCAGGCACAUGGCUGCAGGGAGGGGUGGGGACACCGCUUCCAUAGUUCUUUGUCUUUUCCUUAAAAAAAAAAAAAAAAAAAAAGGCAGGGCUGUGACUGGUUGGCAGGG